Molecule: messenger RNA, 769 nt
Organism: Rhea pennata
Lineage: Eukaryota; Metazoa; Chordata; Aves; Rheiformes; Rheidae
Gene: FGF22
Product: fibroblast growth factor 22
Exons: 3
Coding region: 1-549 (182 amino acids)
Biological process (GO): positive regulation of cell population proliferation; positive regulation of protein phosphorylation; cell differentiation
Cellular component (GO): cytoplasm
Molecular function (GO): growth factor activity; fibroblast growth factor receptor binding
Source: RefSeq, a predicted model, not a curated record
AUGAGGCGCGGCGGCCCCGCUGCCCUGGCCGCCUGCCUCGCUGGGGCACUCGCCGUGCUGGCGGGGCCGGCACCGGCACCGGCAUCGAGGGCGGGCAGCGUCGUCGGGGGCGGCCGGCGGCCCCCGCGGAGCUACGGCCACCUGGAAGGCGACGUGCGCUGGCGGCGGCUCUUCUCCGCCACCCGCUUCUUCCUGCGCAUCGAUGGCGGCGGCAGCGUGGAGGGGACGCGCUGGAGGGAGCGACCAGGCAGCAUCAUGGAGAUCCGGUCGGUGCGCAUCGGCAUUGUGGCCAUCCAAGCGGUGCACACUGGCUUCUACCUGGCCAUGAACAAGCAGGGGAGGCUCUACGGGUCGAGGGAGUUCAGCCCUGACUGCGCAUUCAAGGAGCGCAUCGAGGAGAACGGCUACAACACCUACGCCUCGCUGCGCUGGCACCACCGGGGCCGCCCCAUGUUCCUCGCGCUCAGCGGCAAGGGCAGGCCCCAGCGAGGGCGCGAGACGCGACGCCAGCACCUCUCCACUCACUUCCUCCCAAUGCUCGUCGCCUGAGCCCGGCUCCUGGAUGGUCAGCCCUCGGGUUUGUCUUUAUAGAAAACAAAAAGGAAAAAGGGUUAUUUUAUAUACAUACAUAUCUAUUUUUUUGCUAUUUAUUGUUAUAUUUUUUAAAUGCACGGCAGAGACCAAGAAGACACACUAGACACAACCUAUGGCCAUGCAGGGACAUGGCCUCGUGGGGACACGGCUUCUCCCCACGUCCCGCUGAGAUGGA